Hermetia illucens (black soldier fly) is the source of this 1721-nucleotide messenger RNA. Its product is annotated as probable cytochrome P450 9h1. The transcript has 3 exons. The record is from RefSeq and is a predicted model, not a curated record. Gene Ontology annotation, molecular function: iron ion binding; heme binding; monooxygenase activity. Lineage: Eukaryota; Metazoa; Arthropoda; Insecta; Diptera; Stratiomyidae.
UCCUACUUGAUAUUCGUGGGAGUGUGUCUAGUAGACCUUGCGGUGGUCUCCAAUCUGUGUUCGAUCGCUGAAUAUAUUCAAAAUGUUAAUUGAGAUAACUUUGUUGAUCAUUGUAGUAUGUUUGGCUCUGAAAUGGGGCACGAAAACCUUUGAUUUCUUUGAGAAACAAGGGAUCAAGUACGUGAAACCAUAUCCUUUCAUAGGAACGAGUACUUGGUUGUUUAUGCGUGAGAAUAUUAUUACAAUCGCCAAGCGGUAUUAUGAUCAAUUCCCGAACGAAAAGCUAUAUGGACUCUUCAACCUACGAGAACCAUUUUACGUCAUUCGCGAUCCAAAUCUUCUCAAGCAUCUUACUAUCAAAGAAUCUGAAUACUUCCUCAACCACAUGAACUUCAUAGACUUUGAUAGUGAUGAGAUCUCCAGCAACAUGCUCAUAUUACUACGGGACGAAAAAUGGAAGCAAAUGCGGAAUGCUUUGUCCCCUGCCUUCACCAGCAGCAAAAUGCGCGUGAUGUUCGACCUGAUCUCGGAAGUUGGCCAACAAAUGCCUGACUACUUUUGCGAGCAGUACGUGAAGAACGGACUAGUUGUCCAGGAUGUCAAGGAUCUUUUUUCGCGAUUCACCAAUGACGUGAUUGCUACAUGCGCCUUCGGAAUCAAAUGUAACUCCUUCCGGGAUCCGGAUAAUGAAUUCUUCCAAGUUGGUCAGUAACUCGUUAGAUUCACAAAACCAAUGCAAAUGAUAAAAGUCUUGUUCGUCCUUUUCUUCCGUAAGUUGGCUAAGGCCAUGAAGCUUGAAAUCGUCCCUAAGAAAGCGCGGAAGCUAUUCUUUACAUUGAUAAUUGAAAAUAUGAAAAUCAGAGAAAAGGAACAUAUCUACCGACCAGACAUGAUUGAUUUAUUACUAAAGCUGAAGAAGAACGAAUUACAUCACGAAGGUGAAGAUGGGAAAGCAGAAAGUGAUACUCCAGCGAAAACCUCCUGGUCUGAGGGUGAGCUUAUUGCUCAGUGCUACAUAUUCUUCCAGGCCGGGUUUGAGACAACUUCAGGAACUUUGAGGUUCGUCGCCUAUCAACUAGCUACAAAUCCCGAUGCACAAGCAAAACUGCUCAAAGAAAUUGAUCAAACACAUGAAAAACUGGCGGGCAAACCACUAUCCUACGACAAUCUGUCUUCACUCAAGUAUCUAGAAAUGGUUAUCCUGGAAACCCUUCGUUUAUGGCCUCCGCUGUUUGUGACGGAGCGGCAAUGUGGUGAGGAAUUCCAUUAUAAGGACGAUGAUGGACUCCAGUUCAAGGUCCCUAAAGGAGCGUUCAUUUGGAUUCCAAUUCAACCUCUGCACAUGGAUGCCAAAUAUUUCCCUGAGCCUGAGAAAUUCAAACCAGAACGAUUUGAGGACAAAAACGAAAUUAACAGCACAGGCGCUUAUAUGCCAUUUGGAAUUGGUCCGAGGAGCUGCAUUGGAAACCGAUUUGCCCUUAUGGAAAUGAAAAUCGCGCUCUAUUAUUUGCUGUUGAAGUUCACUUUUGAAGUUUGUCCUGAAACCCAGAUACCAGCAAAACUGAAGAACUCCAUGGCUGGAUGGGUUCUUCAAAAGGAAAUUAAAUUGUAUUUAAAACCCAGAUCGGAGAAACUGAAGGAUGACAGUGGAAGUCAAUGAAUAUUUCGGCUUAGAAUCCCUUGGCGUAAUUUUGUUUUUAAGAAAUGCAUGACUUUACAGA